ACCACAUUUUCCCCUGUCAAUGCGUCAUCAGAUUCAUGGCUUCCUUCCAGGACUCCACUGACGUGACCACAGCGUUUGUACGGUAGCUGAGGAGAAGGGCAGCAUGUUUGAGCUGAAGUUGUUACAACUGUUUGAAUGGGGAAAGGAAGAGGUCUCCUUGCAACAGAAGAAGGGGAUACGGGGCGACGCUGCAGAAUCAGGCAAGGGGACCUGAUUGGGAGACCUGGAGGUUACGCAGGCGUAGUUUGAGGGGUUUUCAUGAGCUGGGUCCAAUGUGAAAUACAUGAAAGAUUAUUGGCACCUCACACAUAAGAGCUGAUUAGCUAGCUGGCCCAGUAAAUGAUGAAAACAUAAGCCGUCUGGCUUUGACUGGAGACUUGCUAUUGAUGUUGGAUUGAGCUGAGGAAUUUGGUUUGAACAACUACCGACACGCGAGCGCAGCAAUAGCUGAAGACCCCACUUAGACUCCCCGCGCAGAAUGGGUUGUGCGUCCUCAAGGGAAGCAUCAGGGGAGCCAAUCAAACAAAUCAGCGGCCCCAUUGCCGUUGUCAAGCAGACGCCAACUUUCAAGGCCGUGCAACACGAGCACGCUGAUGUCACCGCUGACUCAGCGAGGGCGGCCGCUGGUUCUGUGCGGUCCUCCCCUGAGGCCUCCGGUUCGGACGACACUGUGAGCAUUCACACCAAGGAGUAUGCGGGGCAAGAUGCAGGCGUUAAGAAGCCCCUGUCGGCACCACUGACAGUUGAGAUCACCCCAGCAGGGGAGGAUGUGACAGCUGUCAGGGACCCGAGGAAAGGAUACUCUGGCCUGCUCCCUGGGGGUGAACUUCCCCCAUUGCAGACCCCCCCAACCGGAAGGCCACUCAGGCGGCCAACAAGGUCACUUUCCCUGGAGCCAACCAAAGCCUCACAACUAGAGGGUGACGCUUUGAGGGCCGCAAUCGAGAGACCCUCUGGAGCGCUUUUUUCCGCCAUGCCCCCUUCUCUGGCUGUUGGUAAAUGCGGCACGGUCAGCUUCUCCAAUCCCCUGAAAGGCGAACUUGCGGGCAACCGAAUCACCUUCGAAAACCCCCAGGCCCGCCGGACAUCCCUCUCGGGAAACGAGGGUUCACCCAGGGUUAGCGCCAAAACCCAGUCCUAUGUCGCAAGCUGGUUAGCGGCGCUAAACCUCUCCCAAUACGCAGCUGCGUUUGAGUUAGCGGGGUACGAUGAGUCUGACACCCUGGCAAACUUGUCCCCUGCCGACUUAACCCAAAUCGAAACCUUUGCCGGUAUCAGCAUCCUUCCCGGGCACAAGAAGCGGUUAGUGCUUGCCAGUGCGCGCCCGGUUAGCGCUAACCAGUCUGCACCGGUCUCGCCUUACCUGACGCGGACGCCGGAAGCGGCCAGGUUGAUGUCAAGGUCGCCCGACACAGACACCUGUGGAGAACUUGACACUUUAUCAAGCCGAGCGACAGAGUCACUGACUUCUAGCCCCGCUUCCGUUUUGCCUACUCUAGUCCUCCCCCGAAGUUUGCUUGAGGCCAGAAAGGGGGGCCAUUUGGCGCGUACCCAUCUCCCAGAAGGGAGUCCAGCCCACCCCUCUUUUGAGGGAGAAGAUCGGCGCAGCUCCUGGGGGGGGGCGCAAGAAAGUGGCUUGAGGGGGGGGGGAUCCGGGGAGCACGUUUUGGUGGAGGGGGAACGCUUCAAAAGGGGCCCUCAGAGGCGGACGCUUAGGAACGCUCGGCGAUCGCCCCGGCACAUAAUACGAUUGAAGGCGGGGGGGCCUUGGGGGGCGGAUUCUGCCUCCGAAACGGAGGGGGUAAAAGGGAGGGGGUUGACCUUCCAAAAUGUGGCGGCAAUGGAGGGGUCGCCUAUGAGUGUCGAGAGGAGGGCAGAGUUGAGACAAUUGAAAGCGCAACUGCAAGCCAAGGUGGAGGAACUACGCUUGGCACAGACGAAGGAUAACUACGCAGCUCUCAGUCCGCAGCCCCUGACCUCGUCUGCGGAGAGCAGGCUUCAAAAGUUGGACAGCGCAAUCCGGCGGCAAGAUCCGGCACAGGUCGCGGCAACUACAACAUGACACAUUGACGACUCGGAUUUCCGACCAAAUAGAGAACCUGCUCUUACUUGGUCGAAGCCAAAGCGUCGUUUUCUAUUGUAUAAUUCAUCAGCAGCUGGUUCUAAUAAAUCAAAGGGCAGACCAUGGUGAACCAUCGAGACUUCCAGCCGAGUGAGGUGCAAUCUGAAGGGAAUGAGAACACGGUUUUGUUUUGAUAGAUAGAUGGCUCUGCUGACAAGAACACGCAUAAUUGUCCUUAACGAGUCCAAAACACUGAGGCCUGAAAAACGGCAAAAACAGUUCGAUGAACUCCUUCGUGUUGUGCAAGAUAGCUAGAAUAUAUGGCUUUUGGAACCAGCCUCGGACUCACAGAUCUGGCGGAAGGGGAUAUUCUCGUCAGUGAUGAUUUAGAGUAGGCUUUUGAGCUGGUCGGCAAUUAAUUGGGACAAGAAAAGCGUAUGGAUACCUAGACACGGUUGUGCAUUGGAAGACCCUCGUUAUGUUUCAGGUUUUUGUGCUUGCGCUUGAUAAUACGUUGGCGUAGGGCUGAAGUUCACCCAAUAGUAUCAGGGGCGCCAUACCAGCAACCCACGGC
Messenger RNA from Klebsormidium nitens, 2636 nucleotides. The record is from the annotation of a GenBank genome assembly. Lineage: Eukaryota; Viridiplantae; Streptophyta; Klebsormidiophyceae; Klebsormidiales; Klebsormidiaceae.